Rangifer tarandus platyrhynchus (Svalbard reindeer) is the source of this 372-nucleotide messenger RNA. The record is from the annotation of a GenBank genome assembly. NCBI's taxonomy places the organism in Eukaryota, Metazoa, Chordata, Mammalia, Artiodactyla, Cervidae.
AUGAUGACCUUGAGGAGCUCUGAUUUUGGUCUCAUGCCCCCUCUGUGUGUGAGUUCUGCUUAUUUUUUUCAGAGACAUUACUUUUACCAUAACCUCCAAACUGUAAAAAUUAAAAGAACCAAUCAAACACACCUUCCUAUUACAUUUUCUUCACUGUGUAAAUAUUAUUUGUGUAAACAUUAUGAAAAGGGAUCCAAACAAUUUGAGUCUGAGUAUUUUUUUCCUCCCCAGGCAUAUGCUUCAGUGAUAAAUGUUUUCCUGUGCGGAAAAUGCCAUAUGACUGUUGUGCUACCUUCUGUAUGGACUGUUUUGGUAUUGUAUCUUUCUGUAUGUCAAGAACUUAGGGUGUUUGUAGCUGCAGAGUUUCUGUAA